Balaenoptera acutorostrata (minke whale) is the source of this 735-nucleotide messenger RNA. It is a transcript of the gene FGF8, whose product is annotated as fibroblast growth factor 8. Gene Ontology annotation, molecular function: type 1 fibroblast growth factor receptor binding; type 2 fibroblast growth factor receptor binding; growth factor activity. The transcript has 6 exons. Gene Ontology annotation, cellular component: cytoplasm. The record is from RefSeq and is a predicted model, not a curated record. Lineage: Eukaryota; Metazoa; Chordata; Mammalia; Artiodactyla; Balaenopteridae. Gene Ontology annotation, biological process: regulation of cell migration; positive regulation of gene expression; positive regulation of protein phosphorylation. The coding region runs from base 1 to 735 and encodes 244 amino acids.
AUGGGCAGCCCCCGCUCGGCGCUGAGCUGCCUGCUGUUGCACUUGCUGGUUCUCUGCCUCCAAGCCCAGGAAGGCCCGGGCGGGGGGCCUGCGCUGGGCAGGGAGCUCGCUUCCCUGUUCCGAGCUGGCCGGGAGUCCCAGGGUGUUUCCCAACAGGUAACUGUUCAGUCCUCACCUAAUUUUACACAGCAUGUGAGGGAGCAGAGCCUGGUGACGGAUCAGCUCAGCCGCCGUCUCAUCCGGACCUACCAACUCUACAGCCGCACCAGCGGGAAGCACGUGCAGGUCCUGGCCAACAAGCGCAUCAACGCCAUGGCAGAAGACGGGGACCCCUUUGCAAAGCUCAUUGUGGAGACGGACACCUUUGGGAGCCGGGUUCGAGUCCGGGGAGCUGAGACAGGCCUCUACAUCUGCAUGAACAAGAAGGGGAAGCUGAUUGCCAAGAGCAACGGCAAAGGCAAGGAUUGUGUGUUCACGGAGAUCGUGCUGGAGAACAACUACACGGCCCUGCAGAACGCCAAGUACGAGGGCUGGUACAUGGCCUUCACGCGCAAGGGUCGGCCCCGCAAGGGCUCCAAGACUCGGCAGCACCAGCGCGAGGUCCACUUCAUGAAGCGACUGCCCCGCGGCCAUCACACCACAGAGCAGAGCCUGCGCUUCGAGUUCCUCAACUACCCGCCCUUCACGCGCAGUCUGCGCGGCAGCCAGAGGACUUGGGCCCCAGAGCCCCGAUAG